Molecule: messenger RNA, 216 nt
Organism: Amoebophrya sp. A25
Lineage: Eukaryota; Dinophyceae; Syndiniales; Amoebophryaceae
Source: the annotation of a GenBank genome assembly
GGGAUCGAGAGCGAGAUCGCGAACGGGAACAAAGAGGAAGAGAUCGCGAUCGCGAUGCAAGUGAUCGACGGGAUCGCGAUCCUUCUCCUCGGCGGGGUAUCUUACGCGGAGACUGGGAAAAGCAAGACGAUAAGACCAAAAAGAGGAAAAUUGAGGGGCAGGAAAAGGAGAAGGAGAAAGAUCGUGCUCAGGACAAGAAGCGUGAGGAUGUUGUAA